GUAGAUUGGAUUAGUACCGAGAGAGUACAAACGGAGCAGAGCGGAGCGGAGCGGAGUGGGAGGUCCAGUCGAGUCUGUCCAGUGCCAGACUGUCCGCCCUGACGACGCAAGACGUCAAAAUCGAUCCACGUUGUGUCGUUUCAUACAUGGUAUACGUCGCGUGAUUUCAUGAUGUAGCACCAGGCGAGUGAUCCCGGACAGUAGGCAGAAAGAUCGUCGCAGCUGACUCGGUAUCACCAUGAAUGCCAGGACGCAGCUAUUCGAAUUAAGCAUGGAGGGACGUCAGGUGGACGAGGCAGUGGCAAGUAUAUUCCACAGUGUGCUGUUCCAUCGGAGCCUUGGCAAAUUCAAGUACAAACAGGAAGGUAGCUAUUCAGUGGGCACUGUGGGAUACCAAGACGUGGACUGCGACUUCAUUGAUUUCACUUACGUCUGCUGCUCGUCGGUGCACCUUGAUCAGACGCUGAAGCGUGAGAUAUCGGGUUUCUCGGAGGCGCUGCGCUCUACCGACAGUCCAGGUUCCGGUCAAAUAUCCCUAGAAUUCUUCCAGAGGAAAAAGAGUCGCUGGCCGUUUCAACCGGAAUGUAUACCAUGGGAAGUAUGGACUGUUCGUCUUGAACUUAUCAAAUUGGCCACCGAGCACGAACGACAGAUAUGUCGAGAAAAGGUGGGCGAUCUACUGACCGACAAGAUCCUUUACAUCACCGAGGUCAUGAAUCGGCACGAUUACAUUCCGAAAGUGCCAAGUCAGGCCGAGCUGGAUCUGAUCUUCGAUACCUCGUACCCGGACAUACAACCGUAUCUCUUCAAAUUGUCUUUCACGACUUCUAGUCCGUCGACCACCACGAUGGGCAACACCAUGAAGAAAUUGAUUAGAGAGACGCUAUCCAUUUAGUCGUUAUAACGUAUAGUGUAAACUCUUCACGUUAGUUGCAUUCGUUUAGCUUUGUCAGAGUCAUCAAAAUGUAAAUCUUAUGUUUUCAUUUUUCAUUUAUAAUGCACAAAUUUCUGCAUUGCACCAAGCGAUUUUUCGUGUCCACAAUGACUCUAACCUGCCACCGUAGCUGUUACUAUGAGUUCCAAGAAAAAUACUAAAUUUACGUUAUAAAGAAAGCAGAGUGGUCCCGAGUCUUCGACCACUCGUUCCCGGCGGAAAUUACCAAAAGUACUCGGGGAGGGGAGUACUUUGCCUACGUGGUAGACUCCGCCAGAUUUUGUAAGCUCCAUAAUAAUAGUAUCUCUUAUAAUGAAAAUAAUAUUUCGUAUACAUUGCAGGCACUUCCGCUGCUCUGUGUCUCUAAUGUCUCUAUAUAGUACAAAUGAAACACAAUACUGUGACACUUGGCUUCUUUUGUACUUUACUAUGAACGUCCGUCACAUAAUUUUAGCAGGAUCACAUUUAGUCACGUUUUAUACAAUAUAAUAUUUUACCUCCUAACUCUCACCAUUUAAAUCUCCACAGAUGACCGCUGUGGCAGAACGACAUUAUGUUCCUCUUCUCGCUUCUCAUCCUUUUCAAAUGCUGUGUAUAUCGUAGAAUAGACUCAAUCGUAAUUUCCUUUAAUAGACAAAGAAUUUUCAUGCGUCACACAGAGAAGAUAAUUUGAUAUAGAGUAAGAAUACAGAGAUUUCGAGUCUAUAGAAGAGCAGGAUGUCUUCAGAUUCUUUAAUGUCUAGUAGAGUCUUUGAGAAUACUGAAUCUUAAAGCUACUUGUAACUACUUGCUCCUUGAUAAACUCCUCCGACUACACGACGGCUGUAUUUGGCGCUACUAUACACUCUGUUUUUCAGUCACUAACAUUGAAAGUAUAUAUAGCUAUCCUAAACUCUCUGAUGAUCACAGAACGCUUGGAAUAUUCCGCAAAUAUAUAACGUGUAGCAUAUACACGGAGUGUAUACACGUGUGUUUGCAUACAAAGCUGCUACUAGUUUCAUUGUGACUUUGACGCUGAAUAUCCGAUCGUGUCCAAUAUUGGAUUUAGUAUUAGGAAAUUGCGUAACGACCGGGUCAGGAUUAGCGUUAAAUGUGCGGAAGAGCAGAGUGUUUAUUGUAAUUAUGUGUAUGCAUGGAAGUGAUUGUUAUUUAUUUCACGAGUGAUGAUACGUGGACGUAACGCUAGGCGUUAUGUGUAUGCAGAUUAGCAAAUACAAUUAUUUACAUAUUGCUCUUUUUUCUUCGUUGAUCUUAAGUUAUAAUAAUCAAACUGUAAAAUAAGUUGAUAAUCAUUAAGCCAACACGACGCCCGCAAUAACGAAGCGCACCGGGUGAUACAAAAGAACCGUACGAAAAAAAAAUCGUCGUCACGAUUACAUUUUCCCAGACGUUUCGUGCCUUCGUACCGAAUUUUUUAUAGAGAAAUUAAUGUGCUAGGGACUAACAUAUACCAGAUGAUAGUGUCACUAUUAUUUAUUGAGCUCGAAGUAUCUCCUCUCAUCUCGUAAAAAAAAAAAAAACUGGAAUAGUCUCUCUCUCGCGCGCGCAGAAAACAAAUCUGUGAUCCUUCUCGAAUUCGAGACGGUUUUGUUCUAUUCCUCAUAAGCGACAAAUGUGUGCCGUUAACGUCGUGUCGUUUUAGGAUUUUCAAGCAAGAUGAAAGGCGCAACGGCGAAUGUUCGGAAUGGCUCGCGGUCGGCGGUGACCCACGCGCGAUUAUACUUAUUAUAUUAUACAAUGUAAAUAGCAUCUGAAGAAUAUUGCCGUAAAUCAAAUCGUGUCGUGCCGAAAGGGUCCCCGCGCGUUCCGAGAUCCGCUUCAUCGCCUUACCCUAUGACCAAUCAAUAAAGAUAUCACGACGCAUUAGUAGUGCACAUACUUUACGAAUUAACCGUAGACGAGAAGCGUAAUGUUAAUUUAAGGAUUAAUCAUGUAUCGUCCCUACUGCUUUUCUUUUUCUGCCAACGUUCUCCAUGUAGUUUAAUAUGCAAUUGCGAUUUAGCUGAAUGUUCCGCGACUCGAGCGUACGUCGAUUGGAUGUAUCCUAUUAGGAGUGUCUUUUUUUUUCUCUUGUAUCAAUUAAAGAAAGGAAAUCACGGUGGUCGUCGACAGUCUGUCGCUCUCUCUGCGAUUCCGUGUAGAAAAUCGACCGCAAUCUCUUUCCCUCGCAUUACCUGACUUUUACUUUUUACAAUUAUAUGAUGCACGAUAUAUUGUAAAAGGUAAAAAGGAGUCGCGAUAUGGAGCCGCGAUAUGAUAUUAUGACAAAGAAAGAUGCGUAUACAUGCGCAUAUAUAUAUAUAUAAAUAUGAUAUAUAGAAAGAACGAAAAAAGAGAGAGGGAGAGGAAGAAGAAGCGAAAGAGCGAACGAAUGGCCACGUAUGCAUGUGUAAUUAGAGUUCUGCGAGUUUGUCAAAUUGCCACACGCUGUUAUAAAUAAAUGAAAUUAUAAAUAUAUAAAUAAUAUAUAUAUAUAUAUAUGAAUAGCAAAAUAGAUAAAACCGAGACCUGUAUAUUAUAAGCUGCGAGACAAAUGUGACAAAACGUGUAGUGUAUAGUGAAAAAGAUGAAAUAUCUGCAAGUUUUAAUUUAUCAUGAUGAGUACGCUAAAU
Molecule: messenger RNA, 3546 nt
Organism: Cyphomyrmex costatus
Lineage: Eukaryota; Metazoa; Arthropoda; Insecta; Hymenoptera; Formicidae
Gene: Atg101
Product: autophagy-related protein 101
Exons: 2
Coding region: 239-895 (218 amino acids)
Biological process (GO): autophagosome assembly; autophagy
Cellular component (GO): Atg1/ULK1 kinase complex; phagophore assembly site
Molecular function (GO): protein kinase binding
Source: RefSeq, a predicted model, not a curated record